ACGCUAAAUCUAGUGAGGUCCUUCCGUCCCAUGUUCCGUGAACGCCGUACGAACAACAAAUACCGUUUACUUCCCGGUGGAGAACAACAAGUCAUCCGUGGAUUUCAGCUCGGUUAGUGCAGCUAACAUGGAUUUAAAGCUGUGGUCCUGUGAAGGGAACAUGUGGCUGUAGUUUGAGCGUUUCCUGGCUGUUUGGGCUGCUCGCUCUGAGACACAGUCACGAUGUUUUCCUCCAACAUGGAGACAAAAAGAGUGGAGAUCCCCUCCGGAGUGCUGGACGACCUCUGCAGUCGGUUCAUCCUGCACAUCCCCAGUGAGGAGAGAGAUAACGCCAUCAGAGUGUGUUUUCAGAUCGAGCUGGCUCACUGGUUCUACCUGGACUUCUGCAUGCAGAACACUCCGGGAGCUCCGCACUGCGGCAUCCGAGACUUCGCCAAGGCUGUCUUCCAUCACUGUCCGUUCCUGCUGCCUCACGGCGAGGAUGUGCAGAAAGUUCUGGAGCAGUGGAAGGAGUAUAAGAUGGGAGUGCCAACAUACGGAGCCAUAAUCCUGGACGAAACUCUGGAGAAUGCUCUGCUGGUCCAGGGUUACCUGGCGAAGUCAGGAUGGGGUUUUCCAAAGGGGAAGGUGAACGAGGACGAGGCUCCUCAUGACUGUGCAGUGAGAGAGGUGAUGGAGGAGACGGGCUUCGACAUCAAGAACCGGAUCAGUAAAGACGUUUACAUCGAGCAGAAGAUCACAGACCAGGUGGUCCGGCUCUACAUCAUCCCCGGAGUCUCCAGAGAGACCAAGUUCAACCCCAAAACCAGGAAGGAGAUCCGGAACAUCGAGUGGUUCCCCAUUGAGAAGCUGCCGUGUCACAGGAACGACAUGACUCCAAAGUCCAAACUGGGUCUGGCUCCUAACAGGUUCUUCAUGGCCAUCCCGUUCAUCAGACCGCUCAGAGAGUGGAUCAGCAGGCUGAAAGGAGAGUCGACGGACAGCGACGAGGACUUCACGAACACCAGCACUCCCAACAAACCCUCAGAGAGGUCAAAGUCCCGUCGUGUCACAGGAAGUGAUGCGUUUCCUGUGGAUGGAUGGAUGAAGCACAAGCAGCAGAAAGCUGUGGGUCUGCUGAGCCAGUACGAGCACAACCAGAAUCAGAAUGUGAAAGGGAACGGGAGGAGGAGUCAGGACUCUCCAUCUGUGAAGAGAGGAGUGAGUGAUAACGGAGCAAGCAGCCCGCAGGUCAAACACAUCUUACAGAAAGACGAUAAGAGACUUCAGCCCAGACGACUGCAGGACAGUUUUGACGGAGGAUGUUCUUCUGUCUGCAGACUCGUCUCCCUGCAGCUCGGGCACUCAGCAGCUUCUGUCCUCAAAGACUUUCCUGAACUUCAAGUUCGACAGAGACGCCAUCAUGAAGUGUUUCGACUACUGACUCAGCGGCUGUCCGAGCGUCUGCUGAGACAGACUGCAGCUCAGAGACGCUGUACGUGACAGAGAGGACGUUACUGAGCACGCUCUGCUCCUCGUGCACACUUUUACAUUCAGGACUCUGUUUUUAAAGAACACACACACACACACAGCUUCUCUGCUGUGUGUGUGUGUGCAGACCUCAGAGUCUGCAGUCUGAGCAGAAUCUGACUUUAAUACUUUAUAUUUGUGUUAAACUGGUGAUUUGUUCUGCAGGAGAGACAGGACAGUUUAAGCUCCAGUCUUUUAAACAUUAUGGAUUUUAAACACGUGAGGUGAGAGGAUCAAUGCAGCUGUGGUGUCAGACUCGGCCAGUAGAUCAGAGUUAGAUUUUAAAAUGUUUCAGGUCUUAUUAAUCAUCUCUGAUCAAACAUAGAGUCCAACCUGAAGCUUUCUGAUGUCUUCACUCAGACUUCACGUUUAUUGUCAGACUGUGGGAACCCAGAGACCCGGCUGUUUGAGUCAGGGUGUCAGCUGACUCAGUGAGACGCACCGUCAGCUUUCAGAUGAAGGACAGAACUUCAAACCACGAUAUGGACUCACAGCGAGUUAAUUACUGCACCAUGGAGAUCUGUUUUAAUUAUAAUGUUGCUUUGUUCAUUCGUCUCCAAUGAUGGCGAUCACUUCUUUAAAGCUCCUGGGAGGAGGAUCAUGAAACAGUGAGGCCUCUGUCUGACCUACAAAAUAAAAGCAGGCCAUCAGCGUAAACAUUCAUGUCUCUGUAGAGUCGUUCUGACGCCUGUAACGCUGCUAGGGGUUGCUGUCAGAGGUGAGCUGCAGAAUAAGACACAGCAAAGCUUCAUCGUCAGCUUUGACCCUGAAAGACAGCAGGACAUCUUUAAUCAGGAAACAGAGGUAUCACUUUGUCCACAGGGGGCGCCCACAUCGGCACCAACAUGAAGUCCAUCACAGGAGCUUCAACAGUAGAUUUUCUACAUGUUAAUAAGAGUCUGCUAGUUUCUUCACACAAAGAAUCAUUGGAUUUUUAGGUUUUAGUGUUCAUGGUGCAGACAGACAAGGAGGACUCUUCAGGUUUAUAUUUAAAUUCAGUAUUUUCACACCCACACAUGUCCAUGUAGUCCUAUUGGGACCUCUGUCAUGUGUUUGGAUCUCAUGGUUCAGGUUGCUUCAGUCCUUCAGAGGGUCUCAGAUCAGAAGAUGAAUCACUGUGAAUGUUCUCAGACUUGUCUCUGAGAGACACGCAGAGGAUAUAACUCUUUAACUCAGAUUAUAUAUCUCCUGAUCACUGUGGAGCGUCCUGAAGAUGGAGGUCAAGGGUUGGUGGUGUUUGAUUGUACAGAUGGUUCAGUGUUGGAUUAUUGUUGUUUGACUUUAAAUGUGAACAUGAAUAAAGUUUUUUCACUUUAA
This is a messenger RNA of Notolabrus celidotus (New Zealand spotty), 2826 nucleotides long. It is a transcript of the gene dcp2, whose product is annotated as decapping mRNA 2. Bases 223 to 1482 code for a protein of 419 amino acids. The record is from RefSeq and is a predicted model, not a curated record. Gene Ontology annotation, molecular function: 5'-(N(7)-methylguanosine 5'-triphospho)-[mRNA] hydrolase activity; manganese ion binding; RNA binding. Gene Ontology annotation, biological process: deadenylation-dependent decapping of nuclear-transcribed mRNA; nuclear-transcribed mRNA catabolic process, nonsense-mediated decay. The transcript is spliced from 11 exons. Gene Ontology annotation, cellular component: P-body; cytoplasm. NCBI's taxonomy places the organism in Eukaryota, Metazoa, Chordata, Actinopteri, Labriformes, Labridae.